CUUAAUACCGUCACAUGAUCCGAAAAUGGCUGAUGCACCACCACCUGUAAAUAAUGAAAUUCCUUUAUUGUAUGCUGACAGGUACAAUGAAAUAUGUAAAAAGUUUAUGGAAACCUUUGGUACUGAACCAUCAUUUUAUGCCAGAGCACCAGGAAGAGUGAAUUUGAUUGGAGAGCACAUUGACUACUGCGGAUAUGGAGUACUGCCAAUGGCAGUGGAACAGGACAUUGUCAUUGCUGUUUCAACCAACAACACCAACAAGCUCAGACUAGCCAAUGCAGAUCAAAAAUACAGGCAGUUUGAGUGCAGUGUGGAUGACUAUGAAAUUGACAAGAAUAGUCCACAGUGGUUUCAUUACUUCCUCUGUGGAUUUAAAGGUAUGUGUGAGAUGCUCGGGCUCUCCCGGCCAACCGGCAUGGAGUGUAUAGUGGAUGGGCACAUUCCGUGUAACGCUGGCCUCUCUAGUUCCAGCGCCCUUGUGUGCUGUGCAGCCCUUGCAACCAUGCAGGCAAAUGGAAGUACCAGGUCCAAGAAAGAUAUAGCUGACAUGUGUGCAGCGUGUGAGCGCUACAUUGGGACCCAGGGCGGGGGAAUGGACCAGGCCAUCUCUUUUAUGGCAGAGGCCGGCACGGCCAAAAAGAUAGACUUCAACCCUCUUCGGGAGAUGUCUGUGAGCCUGCCUGGUGAUGUCGUGUUUGUUGUGUCAAACUGCUGUGUAGAGAAAAACAAGGCUGCCUCUUCGGACUUCAACACUCGUGUAGUGGAGUGCAGGAUCGCUUCACAGAUUAUGGCCAAGUCGAAGGGUCUAGAGUGGCGUCAGUUCCGGCGAUUUGCUGACCUGCAGGGGUGUCUGGGGUUGGGCCUUGGUGAUAUGAUGGGUGUGGUCGGGGCGGAGCUACACCCGGGGACUUACAGUAAGCCCGAGGUGUGUCAGAUACUGGGUGUCACACCUGAAGAGCUGGCAGAGACAAGCCUUAGCCCAAACACUUUACAUGUUCAGGCAUUUCAACUGUAUGAUCGAGCCAUGCACGUGUACGGUGAGGCAGGGCGUGUAGAGGAAUUCCGUGCAAUAUGUGACACGAGCGGGGCUUCAUUGACCCUCGGAGGAUUGAUGAACGCAAGCCAUGACAGCUGCUCCCGACUCUACCAGUGUAGCUGUGCAGAGCUGGAUGAAUUGGUCGCACUGUGUGUUAAGUCAGGUGCCAUAGGCUCUCGUUUGACAGGCGCAGGCUGGGGUGGGUGCGCCAUAUCCAUGGUCCCAAGGGAGAAACUGGGUGAUUUCCUCGAGCGGGUGCGGCGGGAGUAUUACGAGCCCCGUGGACUGGGAGCUGCAGUGAAUGAGGCUCUGUUUGCCACGCAACCUGGCAGUGGAGCUGCUGUGUACCUUGCCAAGUGAAUGGCUGGACAGGGAAAGGGCAAAUUUUUAAGCCUGGCAAGGCAGUAGAAGUGUACCUCACCAAAUACAUGACAGUACUGGUUAAUGUGAAUUACCCAUACAAACAUAAAUUCACAUUUUAUUUUAUCUCCGUAACAAAUUUAUGUUAAUCUUCCAAGUAACAUGUAUACAUGUUCAUUAAAAUGAAAAACUAUUUUAUUCCUUUUAAUCUGCCAUGAAAGCUGAAUUCAUAGUAUCUGAUGACCUUCAAAAGAUAAAAGGUAAUAGUCUGGCACAAUCAUGAUAAACAACUUUGACUUGUGAGUAAAAAAUGUGUGGACACAACCUGUUUGAAGAAUUUGCAAUGAGGUGUCUGCUAUGAGUGUAUAGUAUUAUCAUUAAGAUUAUUGAUUAAAAUUAUGUACUGUUUUUUUACAGGUUUACUUUUAACCUUCUAAUUCCAAUUAACUACAUGAUCUCUAUUGAGAGUAUUAGUUAAUUAAUAAGGUCGUAAUUAUAUUCAGGAAUUCACUGCAUAUUUUUAUGCUUUUUCAAAGAACAUUUUUAUGCUUGUUUUGGGUGUUAUUUGCUGAUGAAUACAUGUCUGUAAAAUGUAAAUUCAAUGAUUAAAGAUACAUGACUUAAUUUUGCAUUCAUUAGUGACAGAUGAACUUCCCCCUCCCUCGGACAAAAUAUCCCCACCAUCGGACAAAUUCCCCUCAAAUAAAAUUUUGCACAGUGGGAUAAAAUGCCCCCCCCCCCCCCCAAGGCAUUGAACUUUUCUUGCCAUCUUCAUAGAGCUGUUUACCAUAUGCAUUGUACAAAGUGUAUAAUAAAUAUAUCAUUUUAUUACAUUUUACAACAUUUCAACUGAUAAAAAAUCAGCAGCAUAUUUCAGAAGCAGGAGGGUAUUUUGUCCAUGCACGAGUGUAUUUUGUCUGGAGGGGUGGGGAUUUUGUUAUACAUUCAUGAUAUACAUUCAGUACUCAUACUCUAUUUAUAUGUUCAUUUAAUAAGGAAUACAUAGUAGUAGGUGUUAAGUUUGGGAUGAUUUUAAUAAUGUUAAUCUUAAUUGGUUGUUCAUAGUAUUUCAUAUUUAAUGUUUAGCUGGUGCAAUAUAAAAUUUGGUCGCGUUAAGUAUAUUAUAAAUGUAUAUAUAAUUAUAUGUAUGUGUUUAAGUUUACUCUUUAACUAACUGAUCCUAGUUUUAGAAAGCCAAUCUAUACCAUUAAGUGUAGAUAUUUUGUAAGGGGGUGACUAUAUAAUUUGAUUGCACAAGUACGCUGUAAUUUAGCUCACCUGAGCUCAAAGUGCUCAAGAUGAGCUAUUGUGAUCAUCCAAUGUCCAGCAUCCAACGUCAACAGUUAAAAACUUUAAACAAUUUCACUGAAACCCCAUGGCCUCAACCAAUGACAUUUGGUAUGCAGCCUCAGGUAGUGGUCCUUUACCAAGAUUGUUCAAAUUAUGUCCCUUAAAAGUGGCCCAUCCCAAGGGGCCACAAGUUUUCUAAAUACAGGUAAAUCUUUGAAAAUCGUCUUCUCUUAUACCGCAAGUCCUAGACCCUUGAUAUUUGUUGUGCAGCCUCUUGUAGUGGUCAUUAACCAAGAUUGUUCAAUAAUGUUUCAUUUAUAAAUAUUUUCAUGAUUAUUCAGAAGUAAGAAUGUGUAAUAGUUUGCCUAUAUUAACAGUACCUAGUAAACACACUUUUAAACACGGAAAUGAAAUUAAAAUUCUGGCUAUGACCUCAUUGGAACUGUAUUGUCUUAGAUAUACAAUACUUAAAUUCAAUGCGGCUUUCUCCCUUCUGCACUUUCUUAAUAUAUAGCAAUCAGGAACAUCCUUUAUAACCACUGACUUGUUGGUCAUUUUAAUCAGGUGAGCGAUAAAGGGCCACUUGUUUUAAUUGUAUCAUUCCAAUAAAGAGCGUUAUUUACAUU
This is a messenger RNA of Mya arenaria, 3312 nucleotides long. Its product is annotated as N-acetylgalactosamine kinase-like. Gene Ontology annotation, cellular component: cytosol; cytoplasm. Bases 26 to 1396 code for a protein of 456 amino acids. Gene Ontology annotation, molecular function: galactokinase activity; ATP binding. The record is from RefSeq and is a predicted model, not a curated record. Gene Ontology annotation, biological process: carbohydrate phosphorylation; galactose metabolic process. The transcript has 10 exons. Lineage: Eukaryota; Metazoa; Mollusca; Bivalvia; Myida; Myidae.